This is a messenger RNA of Armigeres subalbatus, 2997 nucleotides long. It is a transcript of the gene Prp6, whose product is annotated as pre-mRNA-processing factor 6. Gene Ontology annotation, cellular component: U4/U6 x U5 tri-snRNP complex; catalytic step 2 spliceosome. Gene Ontology annotation, biological process: mRNA splicing, via spliceosome; spliceosomal tri-snRNP complex assembly. Lineage: Eukaryota; Metazoa; Arthropoda; Insecta; Diptera; Culicidae. The transcript is spliced from 5 exons. Gene Ontology annotation, molecular function: protein binding. The record is from RefSeq and is a predicted model, not a curated record. The coding region runs from base 120 to 2915 and encodes 931 amino acids.
ACAAAAAUCUCGAUUCUCGUUCAAAACAAAGCACGAUUUUGUUGCAAAACGUUUAGCUGUGUUUUUUCCAAUAAUUUGAAGCACUUUAAUAGGUACUUUGGUGAUCGCACGAUUGUAAAAUGGCCCACAUUCCGGCUACAUCAUUAGGCAGCAAAAGCAAGAAACACUUCCUAGGCGUUCCAGCUCCCCUGGGUUACGUCGCCGGUGUUGGACGCGGUGCCACUGGGUUUACCACACGAUCGGAUAUUGGUCCAGCUCGCGACGCUAAUGAUGUUUCCGAUGACCGUCAUGCACCCCCGGCAGCAAAAAGGAAGAAAAAAGAGGAGGAGGAAGAGGACGAUGAAGAUUUGAACGAUUCCAACUAUGACGAAUUCAGUGGCUACAGUGGAUCCUUGUUCUCAAAGGAUCCGUAUGAUAAGGAUGACGCAGAGGCAGACGCAAUUUACGAAAGUAUCGACAAACGCAUGGACGAGAAACGAAAGGAGUAUCGUGAGAAACGAUUGAAAGAGGAUUUAGAGCGUUAUCGCCAGGAACGGCCAAAAAUUCAACAGCAGUUUUCCGACUUGAAGCGUAAUUUGAUCGCAGUUAGUGAAGACGAAUGGGCUAAUUUGCCAGAGGUGGGUGACAGCCGGAACAAGAAGCAACGAAAUCCUAGAGCAGAGAAAUUUACCCCUCUGCCAGAUAGUGUUUUGUCGAGAAAUUUGGGUGGAGAAUCGACCAGCACAAUUGACGGUAGAUCUGGCCUAGCUUCAAUGAUUCCUGGGGUAUCGACUCCCGGUAUGCUUACCCCAAGCGGUGAUCUCGAUUUGCGUAAAAUUGGACAGGCGAGAAACACUCUGAUGAAUGUGAAAUUGUCACAGGUUUCGGAUUCAGUUGCCGGUCAGACCGUGGUGGAUCCGAAGGGAUAUCUAACGGAUCUUCAAAGCAUGAUCCCCACUUAUGGCGGAGAUAUUAACGAUAUAAAGAAAGCAAGAUUAUUGUUAAAAAGUGUUCGUGAAACCAAUCCAAAUCAUCCACCGGCUUGGAUUGCUAGUGCUCGGUUGGAAGAAGUUACCGGCAAGGUUCAAAUGGCACGGAAUUUGAUAAUGCGGGGCUGCGAAGUUAAUCCGCUAAGCGAAGAUCUUUGGCUAGAGGCAGCACGUUUGCAGCCUCCGGAUACCGCUAAGGGAGUCAUUGCUCAAGCUGCCCGCCAUAUUCCGACAUCGGUGAGAAUUUGGAUAAAGGCAGCCGAUUUGGAAACUGAAGUCAAAGCCAGGAGACGGGUGUUCCGAAAGGCUUUGGAGCAUAUUCCAAAUUCUGUCAGAUUGUGGAAGGCUGCUGUUGAGCUGGAGAACCCUGAGGAUGCAAAAAUUCUGCUGUCGAGAGCGGUGGAAUGUUGCAACACAAGUGUUGAGCUGUGGUUGGCUUUGGCGCGAUUGGAAACUUACGAAAAUGCUCGUAAAGUGUUGAACAAAGCUCGUGAAAAUAUUCCAACCGAUAGGCAGAUCUGGACAACUGCCGCCAAAUUGGAAGAAGCUAAUGGAAACAUUCACAUGGUGGAAAAGAUUGUUGAUCGUGCUUUGAGCUCGCUUAGUGCUAAUGGUGUUGAGAUCAAUAGAGAUCAGUGGUUGCAAGAGGCGAUGGAAUCGGAGAAAUCGGGUGCUAUUAAAUGCUGCCAAGCGAUUGUAAAAGCCGUUAUUUCCGUCGGAGUUGAAGAGGAAGAUCGUAAACAAACUUGGAUUGACGAUGCCGAUCACUGCGCAAAGGAAGGAGCUUUCGAGUGUGCCAGAGCCGUUUAUAAUUUUGCACUGUCGGAAUUUCCAUCUAAAAAGAGCAUUUGGCUGCGGGCUGCAUAUUUUGAGAAAAAUCAUGGAACACGUGAAAGUCUCGAAUCACUUUUGCAAAAAGCCGUUGCUCAUUGUCCUAAAUCCGAAGUUCUAUGGCUUAUGGGUGCCAAAUCAAAAUGGUUAGCUGGGGACGUGCCGGCUGCUCGUGGAAUUUUGUCGCUUGCCUUCCAAGCUAAUCCAAACUCUGAAGACAUUUGGCUUGCCGCCGUUAAGCUGGAAUCUGAAAAUUCUGAAUAUGAACGAGCACGGCGUUUGCUUGCCAAGGCCAGAGCCUCUGCACCCACUCCAAGAGUCAUGAUGAAGUCGGCCAAACUGGAAUGGGCGUUGGACAAUUUGGAAGAUGCUCUCAGUCUGCUGGAGGACGCUGUGAAAGUUUUUCCUGAUUUUGCCAAACUCUGGAUGAUGAAAGGGCAGAUUGAAGAGCAGAAAAAUUUGCUUGAACGGGCAGUAGAGACUUAUAACUCCGGACUGAAGAAGUGUCCCAAUUCGAUUCCGCUAUGGUUGCUCUUGUCAUCACUUGAAGAAAAACGCAAACUGCUAACAAAAUCGCGAUCAGUCCUAGAACGUGGUCGGUUGAAAAACGCGAAGAACUCUAUUCUUUGGCUAGCAGCCAUCCGCAUCGAAAUUCGUGGUGGAUUCAAGGACAUGGCCAACACGUUGAUGGCACGUGCCCUGCAGGAUUGUCCAAAUGCCGGUGAGCUGUGGGCUGAAGCGAUUUUCCUUGAACCACGGCCCCAACGCAAAACCAAAUCAGUUGAUGCGCUCAAAAAGUGCGAACACGAUCCACACGUGCUGCUGGCCGUUUCCAAACUUUUUUGGAGUGAACGCAAAAUUCAAAAGUGUCGCGACUGGUUCAAUCGUACGAUUAAAAUUGAUCCAGACUUUGGUGAUGCGUGGGCGUAUUUCUACAAAUUCGAGUUGCAGCAUGGUACGGAGCAGCAGCAGAAAGAGUUGCUCGAACGCUGUGUGGCUGCUGAACCAAAACAUGGAGAGGAAUGGUGCAGGGUGAGUAAGGAUAUCGCCAACUGGUGCUUCAAAACGGACGAGGUUUUGAAAGCAGUGGUUAAAAUAUUACCUACCCCGAUCUAGAGAAAUAUGAAUGUCGCUAGAAAUUCCUCCUAAGGUAAGUUUUGGGACGAAUUUAAAUUUAGUAAACGUUCUGUACUAAUCA